This is a messenger RNA of Ceutorhynchus assimilis (cabbage seed weevil), 2563 nucleotides long. Lineage: Eukaryota; Metazoa; Arthropoda; Insecta; Coleoptera; Curculionidae. The record is from the annotation of a GenBank genome assembly.
CGAACAACGCCGUCAGAUUUUAAAACGAACUUGAAGCGUGUGCACGAGCGUGAAAGCCCUUGUGGUAUUUUCAAAGCGAAUUUUCCAAGCUAUUCAACCAAAACUUGUGGUUUUUUGAGUUUUAUUGAAGAAUUAAAUAGUUAAGAUGCCAGAAGAAACUGACGUCGAAACUUUCGCCUUCCAGGCUGAAAUUGCUCAGUUGAUGAGCUUGAUCAUCAACACUUUCUACUCCAACAAAGAAAUCUUCCUUAGAGAAUUGAUCUCGAAUUCUUCAGAUGCCUUGGACAAAAUCCGUUAUGAAUCGCUCACCAACCCUUCCAGGUUGGACUCUGGCAAAGAUCUUUUCAUCAAGAUCAUUCCCAACAAAGCGGAAGGAACCUUGACCCUUAUCGAUAGUGGUGUCGGUAUGACUAAAGCUGACUUGGUCAAUAACUUGGGUACCAUCGCCAAGUCUGGAACCAAAGCCUUCAUGGAAGCCUUACAAGCUGGUGCUGACAUUAGCAUGAUUGGUCAAUUUGGUGUUGGUUUCUAUUCUGCCUACUUGGUUGCUGACAAAGUUGUAGUUGUAUCUAAACACAAUGACGACGAGCAAUAUAUCUGGGAAUCUUCUGCUGGUGGCAGUUUCACAAUUCGUCCUGACCAUGGGGAACCACUCGGCCGUGGUACCAAAAUCGUUUUGCACAUCAAGGAAGACCAAACUGAAUAUUUGGAAGAAAACAAAAUUAAGGAAAUUGUCAAGAAACACUCUCAAUUUAUUGGUUACCCAAUUAAAAUGCUUGUAGAAAAGGAACGUGAAAAGGAACUAAGUGAAGAUGAAGCUGAAGAUGAAAAGAAAGAGGGUGAAGAGGAAGACAAAGAUAAACCAAAAAUUGAGGAUGUCGGUGAGGAUGAAGACGAAGACAAAAAAGAAGAGAAAAAGAAGAAGAAAACUAUCAAAGAAAAAUAUACUGAAGAUGAAGAACUGAACAAAACCAAACCAAUCUGGACCAGAAACCCAGAUGAUAUUAGCCAAGAAGAAUAUGGUGAAUUUUACAAAUCCCUCACCAAUGACUGGGAAGACCAUCUUGCAGUCAAGCACUUCAGUGUUGAAGGUCAACUGGAAUUUAGGGCUCUAUUGUUUGUCCCACGUAGAGUGCCAUUCGAUUUAUUCGAAAACAAGAAACGCAAAAACAACAUCAAAUUGUAUGUCCGACGUGUAUUCAUCAUGGACAAUUGCGAAGAACUUAUUCCAGAAUAUUUGAACUUCAUCAAGGGUGUGGUUGAUUCUGAAGACUUACCUCUUAACAUUUCUCGUGAAAUGUUGCAACAAAACAAAAUCUUGAAAGUUAUCCGCAAAAACUUAGUAAAGAAAUGUAUGGAACUGUUUGAGGAAUUGACUGAAGACAAAGAUGGCUACAAGAAAUUCUAUGAACAAUUCUCAAAGAACUUGAAAUUGGGUAUCCAUGAAGACACACAAAACAGAUCAAAACUUGCUGAUCUUUUGCGUUACAACACAUCUGCCAGUGGUGAUGAAGCUUGCACCUUCAAAGACUAUGUAAGCCGCAUGAAGGAAAACCAAAAGAGCAUUUAUUACAUCACUGGUGAAAGCAAAGACCAAGUAGCCAACUCUGCCUUUGUAGAACGUGUCAAGAAGCGCGGAUUUGAAGUAGUUUACAUGACUGAACCAAUUGAUGAAUAUGUUGUCCAGCAAUUGAAAGAAUACGAUGGUAAACAACUUGUAUCUGUCACCAAAGAAGGUUUAGAACUACCCGAAGAUGAAGAAGAGAAAAAGAAGAGAGAGGAAGACAAGGCUAAAUUUGAAGGCUUGUGCAAAAUAAUGAAGAGCAUUCUGGACAGCAAAGUUGAAAAAGUUGUUGUCUCAAACCGUCUUGUAGAAUCUCCUUGUUGUAUUGUCACAUCACAAUACGGCUGGACCGCCAACAUGGAACGUAUCAUGAAAGCUCAAGCCCUUCGUGACUCCUCUACCAUGGGUUACAUGGCAGCCAAGAAACACCUUGAAAUUAACCCUGACCAUCCAAUUAUUGACAACUUGCGUCAAAAGUCUGAUGCAGACAAAAAUGACAAAGCAGUCAAAGAUUUGGUCAUCCUGUUGUUUGAGACUGCAUUGUUGAGCUCUGGUUUCUCGUUGGAAGAACCCCAAGUGCAUGCUUCCCGCAUCUACAGAAUGAUCAAGCUAGGUUUGGGCAUUGAUGAAGAGGAAGUUAUGUUGACUGAAGAAGCACCUGCAACUGAAGCUCCAGUUGAAGGUGGAGAUGCUGAAGAUGCUUCCAGAAUGGAAGAAGUUGAUUAAAGUUGCUUUCAUGUUGUGGGACAUGUGUUGUAAUGUGUUCCGGAAUUCCCAAUUUUUGUACUGAUUUUUAUUUAUUUUUUAUUAUGGUAAUGUAAAGUUUCAUUUCUUACAUAGAUUUCUUUCAGCCUUUUAACAACUGAAUAUUUGUUUUUUGUUUUUUUGGCUGUGUAAAGUUUACUUGUAAAGUUAAUAAACGAUUCCCCAAAUAAUAUUUUGAGUUUUUUCUGUGUUAAUUUAAUUUUCAGGUACCUACUUAACUGAAAAAAAUUCAAG